AUGAGUUCUGCUACCUGGCACGACCCAGGUACAGACAAGACAUUUCACUUUGACGAACAUGGAAUGUUUGUCAGUGAAGAUGGACUUGGUCCGCAAAAGGGUUUUAAAGAUGAUGAUGAAUUCAGCAAUUGGGUUCAUUCUUACGUUAUUGAAGAGAUGAAAAAGUUAGGAUUAGUUGAGAAGUGUCAUCCUGAGAAUGGAGCACCAAUUUAUCAUACGCAAAAUGCAUUUAACUCUCCAGAAAAACUGUUAAUUUUAAUUCAAGGCACAGGAAGAGUGCGAGCCGGAGUUUGGUCUGUAGGAGUUUGUGCUUAUGCAGGAUUGAAUGCAGGUUCUGUAUUACCAGACAUUAUUGAAGCCAAAAAACGGAAUAUGGAAGUAAUAGUAUUAAAUCCAAACGAUCCACGCUAUUCAAUGUUCAUAGAAAGAUACAAAUCUAACAUCGGAAUGGUCAGACAUACAUUAGCAAUUUUUGAAGAUUUAAUAAUCAAAGGAAAUCCAAAAAGAAUCUACAUUUUGUGCCAUUCAAUGGGUGGAGAAUGUGCCAUUGCAUGCUUACGUAAAUUCCCAGAGUGGAUGCUACAACAUUGCAGAGCUAUUGCAAUGACUGACGCUUGCGAAAGCAGAGUUGACAUAGAAGGUCUAAAAAUCAAUACAUGGUGCAUGAAGCAUAUUAUUAAUUGGAUUUGUUCUGAAGAAGAAGCUAAUAUCAAAUUACCUGAUGGAAUUUCAUCGCAACAUUACUCUGCAGGCACAAAAGAUCAUCCAUUAAGUACGGCCAAAGCAUGGCCAUUUAUUUGGUCAUUCUUUGAUUAA
Molecule: messenger RNA, 816 nt
Organism: Trichomonas vaginalis G3
Lineage: Eukaryota; Parabasalia; Trichomonadida; Trichomonadidae
Product: FAM172 family protein-like protein CG10038 family
Exons: 1
Coding region: 1-816 (271 amino acids)
Biological process (GO): regulatory ncRNA-mediated heterochromatin formation
Cellular component (GO): nucleus
Molecular function (GO): siRNA binding
Source: RefSeq, a predicted model, not a curated record